Messenger RNA from Aphanomyces astaci, 963 nucleotides. Its product is annotated as transaldolase. Gene Ontology annotation, molecular function: transaldolase activity. The coding region runs from base 1 to 963 and encodes 320 amino acids. NCBI's taxonomy places the organism in Eukaryota, Oomycota, Saprolegniomycetes, Saprolegniales, Verrucalvaceae. Gene Ontology annotation, biological process: pentose-phosphate shunt, non-oxidative branch; pentose-phosphate shunt; carbohydrate metabolic process. The record is from RefSeq and is a predicted model, not a curated record. The transcript has a single exon. Gene Ontology annotation, cellular component: cytoplasm; intracellular anatomical structure.
AUGAGCCAUUUGGACCAACUCAAGCAACUGACGACCGUCGUCGCCGACACGGGGGACUUUGCGUCCAUCGCCAAGUACCAGCCUGAAGACGCCACGACGAACCCGUCGUUGCUCUUCAAGGCGGCGCAGAUGCCACAAUACGCCGACUUGGUCACGGAAGCCGUCGCCUACGGCAAGGGGUUGACCGGUGUCACCGAGGACGAGCGCUUGGGACACAUCAUCGACCAAUUGAGCGUGAACUUUGGCCGCAAGAUCUUGGAGAUCGUGCCUGGCUACGUGUCGACGGAAGUGGACGCGCGCUUGAGUUUCGACACGGACGCGACGAUCGACCGCGCCCACCGCAUCAUCGGCAUGUACAAGGCCGCGGGGAUUGGGAAGGAGCGCAUCUUGGUCAAGAUUGCGUCUACGUGGGAAGGCAUCCAAGCGUGCAAAAAGCUGCAAGAAGAAGGCAUCCAAUGCAACAUGACGUUGUUGUUUGGGUUCCCCCAAGCCGUGGCCUGUGCCGAAGCGCACGCGACGCUGAUCUCCCCGUUUGUCGGCCGCAUCAUGGACUGGUACAAGGCCAAGACGGGCAAGACGUACAGCGCCGUGGAAGACCCGGGCGUCCAGUCCGUGACGCGCAUCUACAACCACUACAAGAAGCACGGGUACAAGACGAUUGUCAUGGGCGCGAGCUUCCGCAACACGGGCGAAGUGCUGGAGCUGGCCGGCUGCGACCGCUUGACCAUCUCCCCGAACCUCUUGGAAGAGUUGGCCAACGCCACCGGCCCCGUCGCCAAGCGCUUGGACGCCGAAGGUGCCGCCCUCAACUACAACCACCCCAAGGUCACGUUCACGGAGAAGGAGUACCGCUUCGCCAUGAACGAAGACGCCAUGGCCACCGAAAAGCUGUCGGAAGGCAUCCGUGGCUUUGUGGCUGACAUCAUCAAGUUGGAAGACAUCUUGAAGGCCAAGUUGCAAUAA